CGGCUCACGUCUCCCUUCGACCCCGACGGACCCCCCCCCCCCUUCGACUCCGCCCCCCUCCUCUCUCUCGCAUGGAGAGCUACUCCCUCCUCUACAGCUCCUCCCACCGGACCGCGCUCCUCUCCGGCUUCCAGCGCCUGCGCUCUCGGGGGGACAUGUGCGACGUCGUCCUGGAGGUCGGCGGCGUCUCCUUCCCGUGUCACCGCGCCCUCCUGGCCAGCUCCAGCGAGUACUUCCGGGCCCUGUUCGGAGAGACGACGGCGGAGCGAUCGGCGCGCUCCGUUAGCCUCCCGGCGCUGACGCCCGAGGGUCUGGACGACGUUUUGAACUUCCUGUACUCCGGGUGGCUCGGCGUGUCGUCGGCGACGCUCCCCGCCGUCUUGGAGGCGGCCCGCUACUUGCAGGUGGAGACGGCCGUGGCGCUGUGCGAGCGCUUCGUGACCGACGGCUUGAACGCGGACCGUUGCUGCCGCUACGCCGACCUGGCGGAGCGCCACGCCCUCCCGGACGCCCUCGACGCCGCCAAUCGAACCAUCGCCGCGGAGAUGGGGACGCUGCUGCGGGAAGGCAGGGGCGGCCUCCUCCGGUUGAACAUCCGAUCGCUGGCGGCGGUGCUCGACGCCGACGAGGUGCCCGGCGUCAAGGAGGCGGAGCUCGUCAAGCUGGCGUUGGAUUGGCUGGAUGAGAACGGGCCCCUCCCUCUGCUGAAAUCCAAUCUCCUGCUGAGUCGUCUGCGCUUCGGAUUGGUCGCCCCCUCUGACCUCGCCGAGCUCAGCGCCGCCCACAGGGCCAUGGCCACGCCUCUCGUCAGAAGCCAGGUGACUCGGGCGCUGGAGUACCACGGGUCGGGUUCGGCUCAGCCAAUCAGGCAGAGCAGGCAGUCCACGCUCAGGGCGCCGCCCGACCGCGUGCUGCUCGUGGGCGGCGGCUCCAGCCCCGAUUGGCCGGAGCGGCAGAUGCUGGCGUUUGACCCCAGGAGCAGGAAGUUCUCUCCCGUGGGCUCCGGCGUCCCGCUGCGACUGAGACGUCACUGCGUGUGCUCGGUGGGCGGUUUCCUCUUCGUGAUCGGCGGAGAGGAAGUGAGCGAGGGAGGCGAGGAGGCGGGAAAGCCCGUCGCCGGCGGGGCGACGUCCAGGCGGGCGUGGCGCUACGACCCCCGCUUCGACCGCUGGGAGGCGAUGGCGUCCAUGCUGGAGAGGCGGGAGCGGUUCGCCUGCUGCGUGGCAGAGGACGCCAUCUACGCCAUCGGGGGGCGGGGCGCGCGGCCGGGCGCCGGCGGGAGCGCGUCCGUCGAGUUUUACGAGGUGGCCGCGGGAGCGUGGCGGAGGGGAACGCCGAUGCCCCGCCCCCUUCACGGCCACGCCUGCGCCGCGCUCGGCGGCGGCAUCUACGUGUCGGGCGGGCGUUCGGGCGGCGGCGGCGACGAGCGGGACGACCGCGGCGAGAGCGGCAGGGACCUGGUGUUCUGGGACCUCGGAGGCGGAGCCUGGGAGAAGCGAGCGUCCACGGCCAUCGGGAGGUUCGGCCACCGGCUGGCGGCGGCCGGCGGGUUCGUCUACGCCCUGCUGGGAAUGCACGAGCCCUUCUGCGACAUCGAGCGGUACGACCCGCGGUCGGACCACUGGACCCGCCUCCGGCCGCUUCUCGCCGGCUCCUUCGACUACGGGGUGGCGACGACGGCGUCCGGGAAUCUGCUGGUGUUCGGCGGGAGGAGGUGGAGCGACGGGCGGGAGGUGACGGCGAGGAGCGUGAUGGAGUACGACACGAAGGCGGACCUCUGGAGGGAGAUCUGUCAGCUGCCCAGACCUCUGGCGGGGACGGAGUGCACACUGCUGCCUCUCCCGGACUGAAGCUGAGUUUAUUAAGGAUCCCCAUUCGUCGACACCGGAGUGGAGACUAUUCCUCCUGGGGUCCAGGCAACAAAAGAUUACAAUAC
Molecule: messenger RNA, 1936 nt
Organism: Pseudoliparis swirei
Lineage: Eukaryota; Metazoa; Chordata; Actinopteri; Perciformes; Liparidae
Product: kelch-like protein 34
Exons: 1
Coding region: 72-1850 (592 amino acids)
Molecular function (GO): protein binding
Source: RefSeq, a predicted model, not a curated record